GAAAAGUUAACUCUCGAAAAAGUUAAUCUCGCGGAAAAGUUAACAGCAUUUCGGCGUCCACGUAGCGCUCUAAAAAGUUAACUUCGAAGUUAACUUUUCCGAGCGUAUGAAUUUUUUUUUUUGAAAUCAACCGUUUCUUUGCCGACACAAGCCAGUGCGAGCUCUAGUUUUGAUUAUGGGUAUUCCCCGAAUAUUCUAUUUUCUUUCUGUUUUGUUUUGUGCUCCAAACAUAUGUUUUCAUUCUUGUCGCAAAUUACCUUGAUUGAAUUGUUCGGUAGCGUUUGAGUUGAUUAGUUGUGAAUUUUUUAUUAAAAAAAUGUCAAAAAUACAGAAAAAACGGCAAAUCAGAUUAAAUUUGCAACAAAAAGUAGAUAUAUUAAGAAAACUUGAUGACGGUAUUGCGGGAAAUCGAAUAGCGCUGCAUUAUGGUGUGUCUAAAGUAGCCAUCAGUAAAAUAAACAAAAAACGCCAAGAAAUUUUAAAAACAGUGGCGGCCACUUAUGAAAGUGCAGAGAAGAAAACACUCCAUAAGUCGGAAUAUCCUGAUCUGGAGGUAAACUUGUACAAUUGGUUCCUGAAUCAACGGCAGCGUAAUUGUGCAGUGACAAGUGAUGGAUGGCUGACAAAUUUUAAAAAACGGCACGGUAUUCGCCUUCUCAAAAUUUGUGGGGAAAUUCUUUCGAGCGAUACACCGAAAAUAACUCCGUUUGUACAUAGUCUACGAGCAAAAAUCAAUGAAAUGGAUGAUCUUCCGUUGUCCAAAUUUAUUAAAGCAAACGAUGUUUACGACGAUACAGUUCGAGAAGUUCAAUCGUUAAUGUUGAAAGUGGGAAAUAAUCUUAACAUCAGCAUUGACGAUAUAGAAAAUUGGAACAAGGAUGAAAUUACGGAAGAUAUGGAACAUUUCGAAGUGUGUGAUAGUGACAAUGAUGAUUCAAUUACCGAGGAAGAUAUUCAACAACCGAAAGUGAGUUUCUCGAAAGCAGUUAAAAGCAUCAAUACCUUGAUAAAAUGGUCCAAAGACAACAACGAUGCAAAUCAGGUGGCAGACCUUAUCAGUAUGCGCACAAAAAUGGUCAAGAAUUAUUACACCAAAGAAAAAAAACAAACAGCUCUCGACUGCUUUUUUAAACCAACUGGUACAAAUUAACAAUUUUCCUUUUGUAAUGGCUAAAACAUAAACAAAAAAAAAAAAGGAGCUAUUUCUAAGCAAAUCUAUGCUUAUUAUUGUAGUUUUUUCUUUUUUUUAUGAAUUUUGAAAACCGCUUGGAAAAGUUAACAAUCUCGAAAAAGUUAACAACCCCAAAACGGAGCGGUUAACUUUUCC
Molecule: messenger RNA, 1327 nt
Organism: Teleopsis dalmanni
Lineage: Eukaryota; Metazoa; Arthropoda; Insecta; Diptera; Diopsidae
Product: jerky protein homolog-like
Exons: 2
Coding region: 317-1150 (277 amino acids)
Cellular component (GO): nucleus
Molecular function (GO): DNA binding
Source: RefSeq, a predicted model, not a curated record